This is a messenger RNA of Lates calcarifer (barramundi perch), 1722 nucleotides long. RefSeq names its product acyl-coenzyme A thioesterase 6. Gene Ontology annotation, biological process: fatty acid metabolic process; acyl-CoA metabolic process. The transcript has 3 exons. Gene Ontology annotation, molecular function: fatty acyl-CoA hydrolase activity. The record is from RefSeq and is a predicted model, not a curated record. NCBI's taxonomy places the organism in Eukaryota, Metazoa, Chordata, Actinopteri, Centropomidae. The coding region runs from base 1 to 1269 and encodes 422 amino acids.
AUGUCCUCCCAGGUCAGACUGAGGCUGCUGCCGAGCGCCAGGUGUUUGUUCGAUGAGCCCGUUCAGGUGAAGGUGGCCGGGUUGAGGUCGAGGCAGGUGGUCACCAUGAGAGCCAGGUCAACGGAUGAGAAGGGAGUGACGUUCAGCUCCUCGGCCACCUACAGGGCUGAUGGGAGCGGGGAGAUCGACCUGGACAGAGACCCCUCACUCAGAGGGAGCUACGUCGGGGUUGAACCCAUGGGUCUGCUGUGGUCGCUGAAGGCGGACUCCUUACACAAAAUGUUUCAAAAAAGUAAUUCACUAAACCCCCAUGUGGUGAAGUUCUCUGUGCAUGAGGAGGAGGAGGAGGGCAGGAUGCUGGCAGAGGCGAUCAAUGAGAGGUUUCUGAUGGGGGAUGGAGUCAGUCGGUGCCCUGUCAAAGAGGGGAACCUUCGUGGAGUCCUGUUUACUCCCCCAGGAGAUGGUCCGUUUCCUGCUGUGUUGGAUCUGUGCUCCUUUCCGUGUGAGAAAAGAGCCUCUCUGUUGGCCAACAGAGGGUUUAUGGUUCUGACAGUAGCUGUGUUCAAUGAUAAGCUCGCCAACAUUAAAGAGUUACAUCUCGACCAUUUUGAAGAGGCAGUUGAUUUCCUAAAACAACAUCCUAAGGUGGGCAGCAAAGGAGUUGGUGUAGUAUCUCGAUCAAAGGGAGCAGACAUCGCGCUCUCACUUGCUUCUUUUGUGUCAGGUGUUGAGGCCACAGUGUGGAUUAACGGCUGCAGCGCCAAUGCAGCCGUUCCUCUCUUCUAUAAGAACCGGCAGAUCCUCUCACCAUUACUGUUUGACUCCAGCAAAAUAAUUCUCACUGAAUCAGGUGCCAGCAUAAUAAAGUAUGGCGUGAGCAAUCCUCUGGCAGAGGAGAACAGGGGCAGCCUGGUUCCCAUUGAACAAACCAGGGGAUGUUUCCUCUUUGUGGCUGGAGAUGACGACCUCAACUGGGACAGCAAGGGUUACAUGGAGGAGAUGGUGGAGAGAUUGAAGCGUCAUGGGAAGAAAAAUGUUCAGAGUGUGAGUUACCCUAGAGCGGGACAUCAACUAGAGCCACCUUAUGGGCCCUACUACCCCUCCAGCUUUCAUGGGGUUAUGGGUAGACCAGUCAUGUGGGGGGGUGAGCCCAGGUCCCACGUAGCAGCUGAAGUCCAUAUGUGGAAGAAGAUCCAGGAGUUCUUCAGAACUCACCUGAGCUGUGAUGCUGCACAGACUAAAGCCAAGUUACAGACUCAAAUAAGAUGAAAGGAAAGAUUUAGGAACAAGUAACAACAUUAGAGCAUGAUGGCUGCAUUUAAUCAAAGAUAACUGCUGUAUUAAUGACAGCAUUUGAGAUUGCUGGUUACAUACCUCAUGUAUUGUAAGGUUUUUACCAAUCAAAACACAGUGUUACGCUGUGCAUGUGUAAAUGGGCAUUUGUGGUGUCUCCUCAUGGUGUGGGAUCAGUGAUUUCAGGCUCAGGUGUACCAUGACAGAUUAGGGAUUGGAAUUAUGAGUUUGUUUAACUCAGCAUUCAGCAUGCUGCUAAAUUAACUGUAGAUAAUCAUGUUUUAUGGUUUAAUGUUCUGUACUGAAUGGAACAAUUUGAUAUUUGACUGAUGUUUGAUUAUAUCAUGUAUUGGCAGGCUUAUCAUUUAAAAGGGAAAAUAAUGACAGGAUGUAUGUACUGUAGUUCAAAAUAAACUGAAAAAAUGGGAA